Sipha flava (yellow sugarcane aphid) is the source of this 1652-nucleotide messenger RNA. It is a transcript of the gene scramb1, whose product is annotated as phospholipid scramblase 2. Gene Ontology annotation, molecular function: phospholipid scramblase activity. Lineage: Eukaryota; Metazoa; Arthropoda; Insecta; Hemiptera; Aphididae. The record is from RefSeq and is a predicted model, not a curated record. The transcript has 9 exons. Gene Ontology annotation, biological process: plasma membrane phospholipid scrambling. Bases 506 to 1546 code for a protein of 346 amino acids. Gene Ontology annotation, cellular component: plasma membrane.
AUAGCUAGUCGGAAUUGAAACACAUAGCAGUACCGCUAAACCCUCAGUCAACCGUUGUCCGUUGUUAGUGAUAGUUGUGCGCGCAGCUUGAUCCACGGCCGUUUCUCGGGCUCGACGUUCCGUUGCGGUUGUGUUUGCGUGUCCAAGAUUUGGGCGAUACUCCGGUUUCGCGUGAGAAAAUUCAUAGUCCCCAAGACAGCUGAGAUUUCCGGCGAGGCACAACGUUUCACAGUCGUCACUGCGUGAACAUCGCCUUUAAAAACGCUCGCAAACAAACGAAUAUAAUCAACGUCCGCGUCAAAUUAAGUGCAGCAGUGGCUGCACGCAGCUGUUGCCGAUGUGGCUGCAUGCAUCAGUAGUGGUUUUGUUUCAACAGUCGGCUGCUUGCAGUUUAUAAACAAGAAUUAUAUUGUAUGUACGGCUGUAUGUGACUUGAUCAAUGCUCCUUCUCACCUGUAGUUAAUUUAGAAAAAUUUAAGAAUAUUUAAUCCAGCAAAAUAUUGAAAUGUAUUCCAGUCCUAAUGCACCACCGCCAGCAGGUUUUUCUCAGUAUCCUCCUCCUCAAAAUCAAUAUCCACCAGCUGCUAAUCAACACCAAUAUCCACCACCUGCUAAUCAAAAUCAAUAUCCACCACCUGCUAAUCAUAGCCAGCCCUAUCAACAUGAUCAAUACAAUAUGUAUCAACAUCAACCAUUACCAGGACAACAAAAUCAAGGAUAUCCUAUGACUCAAAAUCCAAACUACCCCCCUCCAUAUUCACAACCUGGUUAUGGACAAGUAAUACAGCAUCAACCAAAUGCAUACCAACCACCUCCUCAAGCUUCAUCUGAUGGUUGGAUGCCUAUUCCUCCAGCCAUACCACAAAAUUGUCCAAAUGGACUUCAAUGUCUUUCAACGAUUAAUCAAUUGUUUGUUAAACAAAAAGUGGAAGUUCUUGAAGCUUUAAUUGGUUUUGAGACAAACAACAAAUAUACAAUAAAAAAUGGUGUUGGUCAAAAAGUAUUUUAUGCAGUCGAAGAUAAUGAUUGUUGUACACGAAAUUGCUGUGGGCCAAUACGACCAUUUGAAAUGAAAAUAUUAGAUAAUUAUAAAAAUGAAGUGAUUCAUUUAUCAAGACCUUUAGCUUGCCAAUCUUGCUUUUUCCCCUGUUGUAUGCAGAGAAUUGAAGUAUUUUCACCACCUGGAUGUCUGGUUGGAAGUGUUGAACAAGACUGGUCUAUUUUGACACCAAUAUUCACUAUUCGUAAUGCUGUUAAUGAAGAAGUGUUAAAAAUUGAGGGCCCAAUUUGCCGAUUUAGCAUGUGUGGUGAUGUUGAAUUCAAAGUUUUAUCUAAAGACCAAACAACUCAAGUUGGUCGUAUUUCAAAACAAUGGUCAGGUUUGUUAAGAGAAAUAUUUACCGAUGCUGAUUAUUUUGGAAUAACUUUUCCGAUAGAUCUUGAUGUUCGUAUGAAAGCAGUUAUGUUAGGUGCUUGCUUCUUGAUUGAUGUCAUGUUCUAUGAAAAAAGGGGAAAUGCAGAAAGCGACGGUAUUGGACUAUGUUAACUUAUUAAAUGUUCUAACACUGACUGAUUGUUAUUAUGUAAUUCUUCACAAGAUAUGUAUGUGUGUGUGUAUAUAUACACAUAUAUAUAUAUAAUAUAUAAUUAAC